GCAGGAUCAUUUGAGCUGCAGCAAACCUGUAUAGUAGGUUUGCAAGACUGUGUGCUGCAGGUUAACUUUAUUCCUGUAAACUCUGAGGAAGUUACCUGGAGGAAUUGCUGAACACACCAGUGUGAGGAAGCAGAAACCGCUGCCAACAGAUCCAGAGAUAAUUUACAGCAGUGAGGUACCGACUGCAACAAUGGAAACGCAUGAGCUGAUAAAUCACCUACGUGUCCCAGAGCUUUGGGAGCUCCGACAGUACAUACGCUCUCUCCCAACAUACACGUUAAUGGGCAUUGGUGCUAUUGCUGCACUUGUAACUUACUGGUAUGCUACAAGAACCAAGCCACCAAAACCGGCAUGUGACCUGUCCAUGCAAUCGAUUGAAGUUGCGAGCGGUGAGCGUGCUCGAAGAAGCGCUCUGCUUAACAGUGAUGAUUUACUAACUCGGUACUAUGAGGACAUAACAACACUAUACGAAGUGCUAAAAAGAGGGUUGAGAGUAUCUAGGAAUGGGCCUUGUUUGGGUUCCAGAAAACCAAAUCAGCCUUAUGAAUGGAUGUCCUACACAGAAGUCUCAGACAAGGCAGAAUUUCUGGGGUCAGGUUUAAUUAAUCAAGGAUGCAAAGCAACAAAUGAUCAAUUUAUAGGAAUCUUUGCACAAAAUAGACCAGAGUGGGUUAUUGUUGAACAAGCCUGCUAUGCCUACUCCAUGGUGGUUGUGCCUCUUUAUGACACAUUAGGGUCUGAAGCUAUUUCCUUCAUCUUAAAACAAGCGGAGAUUGCUUUUGUGUUCUGUGAUACGUCGAUCAAGGCACAUAGUUUACUGGCAGGUGUGGAAAGGGGGCAAACCCCACUCCUAAAGGUGAUCAUUGUGAUGGAUCCUAUUGGGAAUGAUCUUCAAGAGCGAGGAAGGAAUUGUGGAGUGAAAAUUGUUCAUUUUAAGGAAGUAGAGGAUGAAGGAAGGGAGCAGAGACGACCUGUAGUACCGCCAAAGCCUAGUGAUUUAGCUGUUGUUUGUUUCACUAGUGGGACAACAGGAAAUCCCAAAGGGGCAAUGCUGACUCAUGGGAAUAUCGUGUCUAAUCUUUCAGCAUUUUUAAAAGUUACAGAGAAAGUGGGCGUCCCAACUCCAGCUGAUUCUUUAAUUUCUUUCUUACCCCUGGGUCAUAUGUUUGAAAGAAUAGUUGAGGCUGUGGUUCUCUGUCAUGGGGCACGGAUCGGAUUCUUUCAGGGAGAUAUCAGACUGCUUAUGGAUGACCUAAAAGCAUUAAAACCAACUGUCUUGCCUGUAGUUCCCCGGCUACUCAAUAGGAUGUUUGAUAAGGUGCACAACCAGGCUAACGGCCUUAUAAAACGGCAGGUGUUAGAAUUUGCAGCUUGGAGGAAAGAAGCACAACUUCAAAAUGGGAUAGUGUGUCGUGACACUAUAUGGGACAAGUUAGUCUUCCAUAAAGUACAGGACAAUCUUGGUGGUCGGGUAAAAUUGAUGGUGACUGGAGCUGCUCCUGUGUCUGAAACUGUACUUACUUUUCUCCGGGCAGCCAUUGGUUGCCAGUUUUAUGAGGGCUAUGGACAAACUGAAUGCACAGCAGGUUGUACAAUGAGCAUCCCCGGCGACUGGACAGCAGGUCAUGUUGGAGCUCCAAUGCCUUGUAAUAUUAUUAAGCUUAUUGAUGUAGAAGAUAUGGAUUAUUUUGCAGUUAAAGGAGAGGGAGAGGUGUGCGUAAAAGGUCCAAAUGUGUUCAAAGGUUACCUCAAAGACCCUGAGAAAACUGCAGAAGCUCUGGAUGCCGAUGGCUGGUUACGCACAGGAGACAUCGGGAAAUGGUUGCCUAACGGCACUCUGAAGAUUAUUGACCGGAAGAAGCACAUAUUUAAACUUGCUCAGGGAGAGUAUAUUGCACCAGAGAAAAUUGAAAAUGUCUAUGUGCGCAGUACACCAGUUGCCCAGGUGUAUGUUUAUGGUGAAAGUCUGCAGGCCUGUCUGGUAGGUAUUGUGGUGCCUGAUCCUGAAACAUUUUCUGAAUGGGCACAAAAGACAGGAGUUAGAGGAGCAUAUGAGGAAUUGUGCAAAAAUCAGAAAGUUAAACAAGCUGUUUUAGAAGACAUGGUGGCUCUUGGAAAGGAAUCUGGACUCAAGUCGUUUGAACAAGUGAAGGAUAUCGUUCUCCAUCCUGAGAUGUUAACUGUUCAAAGUGGCCUUCUGACUCCAACAUUCAAGGCAAAGAGAGCAGAACUAAGGAAAUACUUCCGUUCACAACUUGACGAACUUUAUGCAAACAUCAAAAUGUAAACUGUAAAGAAAAUGAACCUUUUUUUAAGCAAACCUAAUUAUUGGCCUUGAUGAUUCAAAAAUUGAUAAAACUCUUAACAGAUACUUUGCAAUGACCCCCUAGCAGAUUACGUAUUCGUAUUUUGUAUUAUGAGCCAAAAAUUUCAGAGCAGGUCACUGUUCAAUGGUGUUGAUUUCCAAAAUGCCUUAUUUUAAACAUCCAUCUCUAAUAGGGAGACUGGCAUAGGGAAACUUGGAAUGGAAGCACAAAUGAAAGCUGCACUUAGGUGAAAGUAUGUACAGUUGUCAUAAAUGCACUAUUGUAACAUUCUUUUUAUACUUGUGUAUGCCGCACCUGUUGCACAAAUGUCCUGAGGUGAAAUGAAGAAAACACUGAAAGCUUUAACAAGAUUACAUAUUUAAUUUAUAUCACCCUAAGAAUGAUAUUAAAUGGUUGCUUAAAUAAAACGCUUGGCAGUGUAAAUGUUUUGUACACAAGAACCAAGAGAUCUACAAACUGGUUGGCAAAACUAAAUAAAAGUAUGUUUUGUGUA
This is a messenger RNA of Callorhinchus milii (elephant shark), 2820 nucleotides long. It is a transcript of the gene acsl1a, whose product is annotated as acyl-CoA synthetase long chain family member 1a. Bases 191 to 2287 code for a protein of 698 amino acids. Gene Ontology annotation, molecular function: arachidonate-CoA ligase activity. NCBI's taxonomy places the organism in Eukaryota, Metazoa, Chordata, Chondrichthyes, Chimaeriformes, Callorhinchidae. The transcript is spliced from 22 exons. Gene Ontology annotation, cellular component: membrane; endoplasmic reticulum. The record is from RefSeq and is a predicted model, not a curated record. Gene Ontology annotation, biological process: long-chain fatty-acyl-CoA biosynthetic process; long-chain fatty acid metabolic process; very long-chain fatty acid metabolic process.